Molecule: messenger RNA, 5675 nt
Organism: Engraulis encrasicolus (European anchovy)
Lineage: Eukaryota; Metazoa; Chordata; Actinopteri; Clupeiformes; Engraulidae
Product: AT-rich interactive domain-containing protein 5B-like
Exons: 10
Coding region: 296-4246 (1316 amino acids)
Biological process (GO): regulation of transcription by RNA polymerase II
Cellular component (GO): nucleus
Molecular function (GO): transcription cis-regulatory region binding
Source: RefSeq, a predicted model, not a curated record
CUCCACCAAUGCUACCAUUUUAUUAUUGUACGCGUGUUUUUAAAUUCGCCACUUGAUGGGACUGGGGAAGAUGAAAAAUAAAAAGGACGGAUGUGCGUAAUCUUGGUCGCAAGGCAUAUUCCUUGGGUUUGGAAAUGAUCGCGGUGCAAUUACAUAACUGGCCAGCAUUCCAUAUGGAGUCAGCAGAGACGUGAACAAGGAAAUAGCCUAUUUUGUGCUUGCAGGACCUUCGGAAAUCCAUUCAAGCCAACAAGUUUGAGGAGAAUGUUGAGUUUAAUCAAUUCAGAGCGUCGAGAUGGAGACCGACUCACUCAAGUGGGUAGGCUCAUCUUGUGGUUUGCACGGUCCGUACAUUUUCUACAAGGCUUUUAAAUGUUAUCGAGAGGGAAGAGCGCGGAUCCUGUCCCUGGGUGACUUUUUCCUUGUCAGAUGUACACCGGAGGACCCCAUUUGCAUAGCGGAGCUUCAGCUUCUGUGGGAAGAGCGGACCACUAAGCACCUCUUGUCCAGCUCUAAACUUUAUUUUCUGCCCGAGGAUACUCCGACGGGGCGAACGGUGAACCACGGUGAGGACGAGGUGGUGGGCGUGUCAGAGAAGGUUAUCCUGCGUCUGGAGGACCUGGUGAAGUGGUCGUCUGGCGACCUGUCAGGAUGGGCGCGCGGCAGGAGAGCAGCGGCGGCGGCGGCGGCGGUGGCAGUCUCGCCUGUGUCACCCUCCACGGGGGCACCCAAAGCGUCGGCCGUGCUGAGGGAGCUGGGCACCAACGGGCACAGCAGGGACCUCCAGCUGGGCAGUGGCGGUGGCGCUGACAGCAACAGCAGCAGCGGUGGGCACAGGGCCACCAGCCAUGCCCACCUGAGCUCCCGGUUCAGUAUCAGCUUCAGGGACGUGCUGAAGGAGAAAGCCCAGAUAGGUGAGGACGAGGAGGAGAGGUCCAAGGUGCUGGUCCUGAGCUACCCUCAGUACUGCCGAUACCGCUGCGUUGUGGCCCGCCUCCGGGGGGGAUGCGGGGAGGCCGCGGUGGUGACCGACCGCAUCCUGCGGGCCCUGGGGGGCAUCGGAGCCCUACAGGGGGUGGGAGAGGGCGAGGGGAGGAUCCUCUACUGCCGAGACACCUUCCAGCACCCCACGCUCGGACGCAACCAGAGCGUAUGCGAACACUUUGCCCCCAACCUGAAAGGCCGGCCCAGGAAGAGGAAGCUGUCUCAGCGCCGGGAGAACCAGGACUGCAACCAGAACCAGAACCAGAACCAGAACCCAAACCAGGCCUUGCGGAGCGAGACACAGGCCCGGCACCCGGCCAGGACCGGCCCGGAAACCAGACUCCCAGCCAAGGUGAGGCUGCCAUGCAGGGUCGUCGUGGCAAAAGUCAAGAAUGGAGGGGUGUACAAGAGGUUGUCUGUGGAGGACAAGAUGGAAGAGAGGAGAAAGAGAGAAGGCACGGAGGAGAAGGAGGAGGGGGAGGAGGAGAAGCCGGAAACAGGGGGACAGAAGGUAGACGAACAGGCGUUCCUGGUGGCCCUAUACCAGUACAUGAAGAAGAGGAGAACGCCCAUCGAGAGGAUACCUUACUUGGGCUUCAAGCAGAUUAACCUGUGGACCAUGUAUCAGACCGCUCAAACGCUUGGAGGCUACGACAAGAUCACAGCUCACAGGCAGUGGAAGCAUGUGUAUGAUGAGCUGGGGGGUCACCCUGGCAGCACCAGUGCAGCCACCUGCACGAGGAGACACUAUGAGAGGUUACUCCUGCCAUAUGAGCGGCACACUCGAGGUCAAGAUGACAAGCCUGGCGCAGAGUCCCGCCCUCUCAAGGCAGAGCCCCUUCCCAUUGGAGGAGGCAAGCAGAAGAGCCCCUCCCCUAAAUGCCCCAGAGCUGGCCCGGUGCCAGACCAGCAGCCUCAGAGUGACACAGCAGACCAAAAGCCAACGGUUUCAGAUGACAGUGAGGGUUUGCACCUGAGAGGAACCGCCAGAAACAGGAAGGCAAAGAAGGAACCAGACCUCCAGCUUCCUGUAAAGCAAGAAGAAGAAGAAGAAGAAGAAGUAGAAACCCUACCCGCUCAGCCACAGCACCAUGACAACCACCACCCAGCCAAUCACCUCGCCACGGACAUCUCGCUCCAAACCAGUCCCAAGCCAUCAACGACCUCUUCACCGCCACACUCCCCAGGAGGAGGUCUCGCCCCCCAGGAACCAGAGUCCUCCCGGGGCAGUGUCCCCAAAGAGGACUCCCCAGCCCCACCUGCCCCCCAUCAGACCUCCAUCACCACCACCACAACCACCACCAUCAGCAUGGGUUAUCCACUGGAGUCCUGUGACGAGGAAGGGCAAGCGCUAAGCCCAAUAAAAGAGUUGAUGACCAAUGGCUCCUACCCAGAGCCCCCACCACUAAGCGCGUCUAGAGUGCAUGAAAGUUCCUCCCCGAACGCCCCGAGCACCCCUUAUUUCUGCGGCCCGCACAGCGUCAUGUCCCCUCUGGCCAAGAAGAAGCUGUUGUCCCAGGUGUGCGCGGCGGGAGCGGGAGCGGGAGGGGGAGGGGGCGGGGCUGGCGUCCCCCAAAUGUACCCCUUGGCCAGCGCCACCGUGGUGGUGCGCUGCGACCCCGUGGAGUGGGGCAGCGGCGGCGGGCUGGGUGUCACGGGCAUGGGCACGCUCCUCGAACCCUCGAUGAACCCCCAGAGAACCCCCUUCGCCGCUCAUCCCGCCAGCCCCGAAACGGCGCCACCCAUGCCUCGACCCUCAGUCAUCCAGCACGCCCAGAGUUUCAGGCCCCUGGCUGCCAGUGGCCCUGAGGACGAGCGGAAAAGCCCGCAGGGCUCCCAGUCCUACCGUGGAGGAGGAGACGCUCCGGUGAAGAGCCAGUCCCUGGCCUCCCUGUCCCACUCCCAGACCCAGCACCAGCUCAGCUCCAGUUCAGACCUCUUUGACCACCAGAACCACCACCACCACCACCACCACACCACAGCCCAGGAGGUCCAGAGGCCCUGGGAGGAGCACAACCACCCCCCUACCCAACCACCUGCCCACCCUCCCAGCACGUCCUCGCCCUCGGUCGGCAGAGACGAGGUGUUUUACUCCUCCCCGCACCUGCAGAGCCUCUACCACCACACCAAGCACCGGCUCUGCCAGCAGCAGCAGCAGCAGCAGCAGCACCACCACCACCUGGGCGCACAGGUGUACUCAUCCAGGUAUGCGGAGGGCGACCCAAGUAGACAGGUGGCCGCCGGACCCACACAGAACGAUCCAGAUGUGGUUAUCGACGAGAGGCACUCGACCCCACCUCGAGUUCCCCCUCCUGAGUGCCACGGCGGGAGAGUUGCAGGUGCUUACCACUCGCCAGUAGUCAGCGGUCACCACGCCAACCUGGGCCUUCCCAGGCCGGCUCUCUGCAAGGGCCCUUUCGGCAGCGGCCAUGCCUAUAACACAAUGCAAGGGGACUUCAGAACAACAACAACCCUGCCUGCCUCCACACCUCCAGCUGGUGUAGUAGAUGCACAAGUCAAGGAGGCCUGCAGGGUGCCACCAACGCAUGCCAGAGAUGCCAAUAUGACCUACAAAGCAGCGGGUACCGUGGUGGGUAUGGGUGGAGGACUGGCAACGGCGAGGGAAAACGGCGGACUUCAACAACAGACAAUAGACGCCGCUAGACUCCCCCCCAAGCGCCCUCUGGUGGAGGCGAGAGAGAGCAACACACUGCAGCUGAAGGUGACCCGGCCCUCGUCGCCCCUCCGGCCCUCCAGAGACCCCUCGGCAGGGGGGUGCACUCGGCCGUCCGAGAGGCAGGGCGAGGAGGCCGAGCCCCCGGAGCCGGCGAGGGCCGUGCACUUGAACAGCUACUCGUCCCAGGGGCACCACCGGGGGGCUCUGCACGCUCCACACCUGGGCGGCCUGUGCCCCGUCGUGGGUGCUUUCGGGGCGCAGGAGGCUUGCGAGGGGCCGCGGGGGGCGGCGAUGGGCUACCUGCCGCCCCAUCCGCUGGCCUACUUCAAGGGCCAAGGAGGAGGUGGCGCCCUGCCCGCUGUGGUGGCGCCGCCGUUUGUGCUGCACGCCCUCAUGAUGCAGGGCCAGCUGGUGAGGGCAUCUACCCCCACGGGGCCUCACCACCACCACCACCAUCAGGCCCCGUCUGCCGGUCGAGCGGGGCGGUUCGGUGAGCAGGUGCCCAGUGUUGUGUACCCGCUUCGGCCCUUCAACACGCCACAGGCGUACCCCGCUGUUACGGCCCAGCCCAGCACCAAGCUCUGAUAUCGCAUAUGAACUUGCAGUACUGUACAUACAGUACAGGCGAACUGUCAGGACAGUUAAAACAUGGUGGUACAUAAACACAGGUGCACUGCAGACUGGUUUACAUACACACGCAUAUGCAUGAAUAGGACAGAGAGACAUGUUCAUGCACACACACACACACACACACACACACACACACACACACACACACACACACACACACACACACACACACACACACACACACACACACACACACUGUGCACAUUGUUCAGGGGUGGCAUUCUCGAAAGCGUCUUUGCUAACGAUGGUAGCAACAUCCUUCGUAAGAGCGGCUCAACUCUCACUCGACAGCGACGCUCACCACUAAAUCCAAGGGAAUGGUGUUACGUCUUAAGACGGUCUUAAGACGGUUAGCAACGACAAGAAUCGAGAAACAGACCCCAGGCUCAUGCACACAGUGGUGACAUUUCUGAAUGUCUAUACUACAAGGUUUUGGUUAUGGUGUUCAUUUACUGAGAAUUUGAACAUUUGAGGUUCUUUCCAUUAUUGUAAGUCACGUACGACCUUGUGCCUGUGGCCUCGUAAUGACGUCGUAAAACGUCAUUGACGUCAGAAUUUAAUUCAAUAUCUGGCAGAAGUGCAUUUCAAAGGUCAUUUUCUCAUUUGUGAUCGGAAUGUUGAAUGGGGAAAGUCCCCUUUAAAGUUGUUGUGGCUAUGCUGACAGCAGGGAAACGUUUCUAUUUGUAUUUUUUAUUUCUCCACGGAGGCGGGGCAUCAGGGAAGCAUGAGGCCACAAGCACAGGUCGUGGACGGGAGUUGGGAUAAUGGAAUGUACCCUUGAACUUUGCGUGCCACCUUAAAGGCCACCUUACAUUAUGUGAAAAACAGGCUUAGUCUUACAUCUUACCAUGCUGUACAGACAGUACUUUGUUGGAUCAUAUGAUUUCCAUUGCAGCUCACCGGAGCAUAAAAGCUCAUUGACAUUCUCAAGGAAUUCUCAUGGAGACUGACCAUUAUUUGUCUUGUGUGUUUCACACGCAUCUCAUGUUUAAUCUGCAAGCGCAGGACUGGCUUACUUUUCAAAAAAAAAUGUGGUAUCGGCUCAUCUUCAGAGACUGGGGGGGGAAGCCAAUACUCAGAGGGCAAUCUGCAUCUUUAAUGUGCAGAACAAGACAAACCAGUCUGAGGCAGAUCUAAGACACCUUCCGUUCUUCUCAGAAGAGGAGGACGGAGGGGGGGAGGCAGAGGGAGCCCUACCGGAUCACAGAAGGUUAUUACGCAAUUAAAUAAACAGAGAUGAUGUUAUGUGUUGGGGAUUCCUUAGAUUUGUACCGCUAAGCGCCCAGUCACAAGUACUGUAUAUCAUCAGUUGUACAUCUGUACAGAGAUGUCGUGUAUAUUAAAGGGUUUCCAAAAGGAGAACACAAGUGUGUGUGUCUGUUUC